Penicillium soppii is the source of this 231-nucleotide messenger RNA. RefSeq lists its product as uncharacterized. Lineage: Eukaryota; Fungi; Ascomycota; Eurotiomycetes; Eurotiales; Aspergillaceae. The transcript is spliced from 2 exons. The record is from RefSeq and is a predicted model, not a curated record. The coding region runs from base 1 to 231 and encodes 76 amino acids.
AUGUCUGAACAGCCCAAACACCGCAAGGGAAGCUUUGGAGGCUUCAUGGACCGGAUGCUUCAUCCUGGUCACCAUGACAACAAGGAUCAUCCCAAUCAAGACAAGGAUAACCAUGAGCCUCAACAUGAGGACGAGCCAAAGAAGGAAAGCGAAGCAGACAAGUUCAAGGACUACAUCAAGAAGGAUGAGCAAAUGGAAGAGGAGGGUAGAACUUAUGGAGGCUUGAUGUGA